Molecule: messenger RNA, 1801 nt
Organism: Magnolia sinica
Lineage: Eukaryota; Viridiplantae; Streptophyta; Magnoliopsida; Magnoliales; Magnoliaceae
Exons: 3
Coding region: 56-1441 (461 amino acids)
Biological process (GO): regulation of DNA-templated transcription
Cellular component (GO): nucleus
Molecular function (GO): RNA binding; transcription coregulator activity
Source: RefSeq, a predicted model, not a curated record
UGCGGAUAAUCACAGGACUAGGUAUUUUCUCUUCCUCCGUCAGAGAGAGAGAGAGAUGGUUUCUGGAGAGCGUGAGCAGCAGACGCGCCAUCUGACGAUCGGGAACAAUCUCGGCAGCCUCAUCGUACGGCCAUCAGAGAGCGAAGGAGGCGGUGGAGGAAGCGAUUACGAGCCCGGCGAGGUUCGGCGAGAAAAAAACAACCACAGCAACAUCAACCACAACCACAACAACCGCAAUGGCAACCUCAACAACAACUACAACAACCGCAAUAACAACCACAACGAUCGCCAACCUCUUUACUCUCGUUCACCUCGCCAUUCUCGUUCCCCUCCCUAUUCUCGCUCCCUUCGAUUCCCUGACAAAUUCCAAGACAAAUUCGAAGACAAAUUCCAAGGAUAUGGGAAUGGGAUGCGUGCAGGAUCUAUUUCGCCUCUGAGCCAGAGGAUGCGUGCAGGCUCUGUUUCACCUCUGCGCCAGAAGGUGCGUGCAGGUUCUGUUUCGCCAUUGCGCCAGAGGAAAGCAAAUCAUCGCUAUGGUUCUGAUUUCAAUCAUCCAGGUGGCCCACGUCAUGGUCCUGGAUAUACAGGUGGGAGGGGUCGUGGUAGAUUCCGUGAAUUUUCACCCCCUUGUGGGCGAGGCGGGGGUGAUAGAUCAUUUGGGAGAGAUUUUGAAUCCUUUGACGAGCCUGGACUCCAUCCUUCAUUCAAAGAUGAAUUCAUGGGUAGAAACAAUCCAAAUGUUUCUCCAAGAGAAGGAGACUGGAUUUGCUCAGAGCCCUCAUGUGGGAAUUUGAACUUUGCACGGCGAGCCUACUGCAACAACUGCAACAAGCUUCGGUUCGAGCCUCGAAGUGGUGGACCUGGUGGUAGCCCUCGAAGGAGCUAUCUGCGCCCACUGUCACCGCAUGGACCGUCACCACGCUUCCCUGCCCCACCCAGGGAACGUGGCCGAGGAAGGGGCGUGAAUGGUUAUGGAUCUCCUCACGGUUGGGGAAGAGGUGGUGCCAGAGAAUCUCCUCGUGGUUGGGGCAGAGACAGUCCCAGAGAAUUCAGAAUGGGCCCACCUCCUCUUCGGCAUGUGGAAAGAUUUCCAGAUCACCAUCUACCAAGGGAGAGGCCAGAUUAUCACAACGAAGAUGGGUACAAGGGACGAGGUAAGUUUGACAGGCCAAUGCUGCCUCAGUGGGGCCACCGAGGCCGCGGGAGGGGCAAGUUCUUCCAUGAGAGGAGAGGGUAUGCUGCAAAUGACUGGCGGACGCCUUCGCCACCAAUGCCAUUGUCUCCACCUCAACGGGGCCCAUGGGGACAUGACGGGAGGGAGAGGAGCCGGUCCCCAAUGAGAUGUGGGCUGAGGGAUUACCAUCGGGAUUCUUACAUGGGCAGAGGACGAGAUUAUCGACAGGGCAUGGGGCGAGGGAGGAGGAUCCACGGUGGGUACUGAGAAAGAAAUGGGUGAAUGGUGGUGCCUGCAAGAGCAAUGGAUGGUUGAGUGCCCAUGUGUUUGGCUGUGUAGAAUAUUUUUGUAGUGGAUCUCCGUCUUAUCUUUCUAUUCAAAUGAGUUCUUUGUUGCCUUUGCUUAAUAGAGAUGAAUCUUUUGGCAGAAUAUCUGUAGUAUACUUUAGCAGAUCAGUGUCUUUCGAGUGUUUAGGGGGAAACAAGAACAUGUACUAGAAAUAGAAUUCUACCUCUCCUCUUUUCUUUUCCUUUCUUUUUUCGUUUGGAAGAAUUUGCUUAUUUUGAUAAUUUGACGAGAAUAUUCAUCUUGGGCCCUUUAUAUGGAGUACUUUUUAGUUAUCUGUAA